GAAAUCAAUAGGCGUCUCACCUGUUGUCGUUGUUCCGCGAUGAAAGGCUUCUAAGCGGUCACCCGCGGAUACCGCGUACCGGUGGUAUGAUUACGUGUGCUCAUCGCUCGCAGGUCGUUCGGGAGGCCCUCUUGUGAUGGAUCAUCAAGCGUUUCCGAAUUUUGAAGGCACAUCUCGGAGGAACGAGGAAUAGGGAAAAGGAAACCAUAAGAACUACGGCUCCGAGACCAGUCCCUGAAAUUUACCUUCGGAUUUGGGGAAAGUUCGGAAUUCGUACCGUGAAACACUACUAAAAUUGUCAGAGUAGAAAGAGGAAACCCGAUCGAAUCGCCUUCCGCCAAAAAUUCACGAGUCGUCGUUCUUUGGUUCUGCGAAUUCUUUGUUUGAUAUCCCGUCUUGUUCGAGUCCACGACCCUCCCGAUCCUGAUCUUAUUGUGGCGCGGGAUUCAAAAAUGGGUUUACUGGGGCAAAGGGCGGUCUCCAAUCCCUCGGCCGUGCUUUCAGCGCUGGUAAGCAAGAGGGACAAUCUCCAGGACGAACUCCGGGUCAUCGAGAGACAAAUCUAUGACCUAGAAACUACAUAUUUACAAGACUCAAAUCAGAAUGGAAGUGUGCUGAAAGGUUUUGAAGGUUUCUUGUCAUCAUCAAAGAGUACUGCUAACCUGAAGCGUUCCAGAAGGUUUCAGCCUGAAGACAGGCUAUUCUCCUUGUCAUCAAUUACCUCCCCAGUGGUUGAAGAACAUGUUGCUGGUCGGGAUGAGGGAAGGUCUGAAUAUGGUCCAGGUCGAUCACGGGGUGGAGGAACUCCUGCAAAUGGACAAGGAAAGCCAAAGAAGGGGGGAAGAACCCCUUUGAGAGAGGGGAAAAGGCUACGACCAUCAAUUGAACAGGAAUUGGAUGAUGAAGAAGACCUUGAUAUAGUUUGAGAUGGUUGUUAUGCUUGGUAAUAUAUAUAUAUAUAUAUAUAUAUAUAUAUAUAUAUAUAUAUAUAUAUAUAUAUAUAUGAGAGUUUUGUUUAUCAGUUCUAUCUGCUGUGCCAACUAUUCUGAUAUUGCAUAGAAAAUUUCAGGAGAAAGAGUUUUUUGUUUUUCGAAAGGCUCUUUCAGGCCUCUUAAUUUUGAUUUAUCGAGUGACUGACUAUACAUUUGAAUUUAUAGUGGUCGAUUCACCUAAUAUUUAUUGGCAUAGUUAUUUGAUCCCAAUUAG
Messenger RNA from Musa acuminata AAA Group (dessert banana), 1206 nucleotides. RefSeq lists its product as uncharacterized. The record is from RefSeq and is a predicted model, not a curated record. Lineage: Eukaryota; Viridiplantae; Streptophyta; Magnoliopsida; Zingiberales; Musaceae. Gene Ontology annotation, cellular component: histone acetyltransferase complex. Bases 453 to 926 code for a protein of 157 amino acids. The transcript has 6 exons.